Pelagomonas calceolata is the source of this 740-nucleotide messenger RNA. The record is from the annotation of a GenBank genome assembly. NCBI's taxonomy places the organism in Eukaryota, Pelagophyceae, Pelagomonadales, Pelagomonadaceae.
ACUAGGCAAGCGCAUUGCCAAGCCUUGUUUGCAGCUCAAAGUUGUGUACGAGUCGUCUCUCUUGCCCACCACACGAAACCGCUGCAACAAUGCAGCGCUUCGGCCGCUUCCUGCGUUUAUUUGACGGCAAGCCCGACGCUCUCCCACCAAUUAAACCCAUCUUUACCUUUGACGGCAGCAGCACAGCCUACAGCGCAAGUGUGCACACGGAUCGCGAGUGGGGCGGGCGGAGCCGAGCGACGUUCCGCGUGGGAAACGCGGGCGCGUCGGGCAGCGGCGUCUGCGGCGUCUUCGAGGGCUUCAUCGACAAGACGCCGUCGGUGGUACCUAAUGAGGAGGGCGUCACGGGCCGCCACGGCUUCGCCAUGCUGCAGUUACACACUAAUGAGGACGAGGUCGGCUGCGAGGAGUACGACGCGCUCGCGCUCCGCGCCUCGGGCGACGGGCGGCUGUAUUCCGUGUCGCUGCGCAACGCCGUGCCGCUGGCGCCGAACAUCGCGUACCAGGGCUUCCUGGCGCGCGAGCGGCGGGGCUGGCGGACUUAUGAAUUACCCUUCACGUCCUUCGCGGCGACGCGCGGAGGGCGGCUGCUCGGCCAGCCGCGGGUUUUGGACGUGGCGCGGUUCUCGUCGCUCUCCAUCGCCGUCGCGGACGAUUUGGAGGGGCCCUUCCGGCUCGAGAUCCGGGGCGUCGAGGCGCUGCGCGAGGACGACGGGCUCGGGUAAGUGCUGUUGUUGUGA